AUGCCUUUCCACAUGUGGAAACUUGGCUGUGCAUGUGCCGGGUGGGCCGCGUGGGUAAUAACCCUGGCCAUGGCAGACAAGUAUGACAAGUGCGUCUCGACAGCUUCCGGUGCUUGGGGCAGUGGCGACCAAGAUGCCUGCGAAGCUGAGAAGCCCCCGCAGAGUAGCGGUUUGCUGCAAAAACACACGCAGCAGUCGGCGGGCGAGUUCCUCAUCGAUGAUGGAGUCCAUGAGGAGUUGAAGGACUUCCUCGUGGAGCUUGCAGGAUGCUUGAACGAGUCGAUGACGCUUGCGAACCAGAGCGGGGACACUGAGCGGGCCAAGCAGCUCGAGACCAUCUUAGUGUAUGAGCUCACUGCGAAACAAGCCUCCCUUGGAACGCCAGUUGAUCCCGUGCUCCUCGAUGCCAUGAAGGAUGGUGCUGCUUCAGCGGCUCUGGCCAUAGUGAGCAAGGACUUUUGGGAGAUCUUGAUGGCCACCAUAAGCCGCAGGGACCUCACCGAUGCCGUCAUCAACGAGUUUACCACGGUCUUGGAGAACAUGGCCACAGCCUGCGGCGAUGGAGACGAGGCAGUUGAGAUCGCUGGGGACGAGAAGCAAUUGCUCACGCCAACAAAUGGCGGCAACAUCUCAGAGACGGCUUCCAAAGUUGCCAUUGAAAUUCCCAUGGUAGCAUGGGAGCUGUGUCAGUCCGAGGUGAUGGAAGUGGACUUUUUUGCAAAGCAUGGUGCAUUGCUGACCCAUACAGCAGAGUGCACGCCUCAGGUGUCUGCAGCCCUAAGCCAAAAGAGCCAGCAUCUUCGAGAGGAUAUGAACUAUCGUAUGAAGCAGCUCUUGGUCUUGCACUCCGACGAGAACCAACUGGGCCAUCAGCUGACGCAGCACAUGAAGCAGCACGGAGUGUUUGGGCACCUUGCGUCCCCAGCGGAGGACCUGCGGCGGGGCAUCCGCGGCGCCGCCGUUGCCGAGCUGUCGCCCAAGAAGCGUGCGCAGUUGGAGUAUUUGCAGACCAAGAAGUGGCAGACGACCCACGGGCUGUCCAGGCUGGAGCAGUGCGAAAAAAUGACCAAUGUGCCGGACUACAAGCACUGCUUCUGUGUGGAGGAGCAGCCCGAGUUGGUCUGCGAGGCAAAGCAUGCAGCUGAGUUGCAGCAUGCUUAUGCGGGAGCUUCCCAGAAGCUGCAGCAUGCUCAAGAGCAGCUCCUGCAAAGGAAGCGGACCCAGCUCCAUGCCAAUGAAAGCAAGAUCCUGCCAGGUCCUUGCGCUCCGCCCUUGUCAUGCUCGAUGUGCAGCGGAGGCGUUUGCCUUUCAGCCAGCGCCGACGUGGCUGACACUUUCAAGAGCAUUCAAACGAAACUCGUGAAAAGUUCCAGCUCGACAUGCUUCUCUGGCAGCUGUUCCAUUUCCUUUGGCUGGCCCAAGGGCACUUGCGAACUCACCUUCACGCUAACGUUGGGUGCCACCAUCACGAACUGCCAAAACGCUGGCAAUGUCUUGUCGAGCUUCCACAUACACUUCAGUGCCAGUAUGUGCCUGGGGGGUGCUGCAGGUGCGGCGGUCGCGCAAUUUGGCCAGGCCAUUGGCUGGAAUGGCUGCCAUACAAUUCUCAGCAUCAAGUAUUACCCCUUCAUCGGCAAGAUUUCAGCAAGCGGUGGCAUUCCGGUCUGGUUCCCAAACAUGCGGGCAGAACUGGCCAUAACAGUGCCAGUCCACGAUCUCACGGCGCCAGUGUGGUCUUGGAUCAACAGGGCCAUCACACAGGAGGAGCGCAAUGCCAAGUCGAUGACUUGCGUCCUUAUCAAUGACAUUUGCUUCGGCUCGAUGAGGAGCUGGUUUGCUUUCUGCACACUGGAGGCUAUGGUAAAUUGCCAAGCCCAGCUCAUAGAAGUAGACGCAGCAAUUCGGGCAGAAAGGCAUGGGGCCAUGCUUACCGCUCGAGGCUAUGCGGACAUUGACCUCAACGCCCAGACGCUUGUCCCGUGGCACGGGUGGUUCACGUUCCACAAUCUUGACCUGGUCUGA
Molecule: messenger RNA, 2022 nt
Organism: Symbiodinium sp. CCMP2592
Lineage: Eukaryota; Dinophyceae; Suessiales; Symbiodiniaceae
Source: the annotation of a GenBank genome assembly